AUGUCAGAAAGGGUAAUCGACCCGUGGGUUCGCAAGAAUACGAAUCCCUUCCAAACGUACAGGUUUGCGGACUUUGAAGUCUCGCAUUUAAAAUCAUCAUUUUCAGGGUGGACGGCAGGUUGUACACAAUUCCAUUCGUUAUUUUCCACAAUUUGACGUUCAUGAAGUCGUCCGAUAAGUACAUUACUGAAUGCCGGCGACUUCCGCAUCAGUAUUCAGCCGUUUUCGACGAGAAAACAAAGACGAUUCUGAAACUGAAUCCGCCUAUCGAGCUGAACAAAAAGUUGAAAGUUUAUCUGCAGGUACUCGAGUAGAAAAGGUUUAGAAACGAACAAAUUGGCAGGAGAGCAGCAGUCAGCACAUGUCGACGAUCCUGGAAGGCGUGGAAGCAGCGAACAUGAAGCUGGAAAGUGCAGAGAUUCUGGUGACCGGUGAGGCACUCAACAAGAUUGCCGGAUCCGUGUUCAAUCAAGAGAGGAGCUGGAGACUUCGAGCAUUCGUGGAGUACGUGCAGGGGACGUCGAUUAUUGUUCUCUGCGACGACGAUUUGACUGAAACGGAACCAAACUCUCAAUAGUACUUACGAACUGAUUGCUUCGCUCACACAGAAAUUAUCAUUUUUCAGUUUGACAGAAUUCCUGAAGGAGCGUACCGACGCAAUAAAUUUCGCUCAAUCAUUAUGCGAACGUGGCUCAGAAACCAACACGAAUCCGCAUCUCCGAGGCUGUCUCACAGUGCUCUCUUCGAUAAACGAUGGUCAGGAGAGCGUGCGUAUGGCCGUGGUCAGCGAGGUGGACAUGGUGAACGCCCAGCAACGUGAGAAAUUGGAGAGUUCAUCUGAAAAUCGCCAGUUUCAGCUGUGAACGCGUACGUGAUGAGCGGAAUGGGACGGACUAAUCGUCCGAAGAUCGAUUGGGAUGAAGACAGCACGUGAGAGACGGUGAAUUCGGAGAAAUGUGAGAAAACGUUCCUGUUUCAGCAACAAAUGUUUCGAGUAUUUGUGGUCCCGUUCCUUCUGGCUUGGCCUCGAAAAUUGUCUAUUCGGAUUGCGCCCUUCGGAUGAAGAAGCCGUCCAAACAGUCAGUACAUACGGAUUUCAACUUAAUAAUUUUUUUGUCCUUCCAGACGCAGCGCUGCAGUUUGUCCCAUUUCUACCGUCAACACCGCCAUCGCAACAAUCGACUUGCAGAUGUCGCCACGAACUGCGUCGCCCGUGUUCUGAUACGUCUGCGGGACGCCGUACUCACGAAUCCACGUGUCAAUUGGAUUGUGAACUAUGCGGGAGAAUGCGGACCGAAUGAGCCAGACUACAUUCAUAUCUUCGAAGCUCCCGAAUCGUACGGCUUCUGGCUGCUCAGAGAAAAGUAUCAUAUGAUGAAAAGGGAAGUGGUAAGCGGGAAACAGCAUCGAAAUCUCGAAUGAUUAUUCAAUUUCAGAAGAAGGAGGUCGAGAAAAUGAAUUCCGAUGAUAAUGGAGAAGGAGACGCAGAACGAAUGAUCCGAGUAUUUCCAACUCGCAAGAAAGGUCUCCGGAUUCGAAGCAAGGGAACUUUGGCACGCCAAUUCCGCAGAUAUAUCAGGAUGAACUAG
This is a messenger RNA of Caenorhabditis sp. 36 PRJEB53466, 1589 nucleotides long. The record is from the annotation of a GenBank genome assembly. NCBI's taxonomy places the organism in Eukaryota, Metazoa, Nematoda, Chromadorea, Rhabditida, Rhabditidae.